This is a messenger RNA of Xyrauchen texanus (razorback sucker), 4850 nucleotides long. RefSeq names its product AP-3 complex subunit beta-2-like. The transcript has 27 exons. The coding region runs from base 345 to 3839 and encodes 1164 amino acids. Gene Ontology annotation, cellular component: membrane coat; AP-3 adaptor complex. Lineage: Eukaryota; Metazoa; Chordata; Actinopteri; Cypriniformes; Catostomidae. The record is from RefSeq and is a predicted model, not a curated record. Gene Ontology annotation, biological process: anterograde synaptic vesicle transport; intracellular protein transport; vesicle-mediated transport.
CAAGAGGAGAUCAGAAAGAACCACCUCGCUUCUCGUCUCUUCACCUCAUGAUAAAGACGCAAAACACCUUGACGCCUCCGUGACUGCAUUCAGAGAACUGGACAGGAUCUGUUUGUCAGCUGAAAUCUAGACCUGAGUAUUCACUGUAGUGGCUUUUACGUGCUUGUACUAGGGAAUUUUUCGACAACUGUUGCUCUUAAGACGGAUUCUACAGGUGUUUGUGUGUGUUUCACUCCUAAAGGAUCGUCUUAUCUGCUUCAGGAAUCUACAACGGGUGCACGUGGUAUCUGAAACUUUAGGAUUCCCCAGGGGCUUAUAUUAGGUCCAUUAAAGUUCCUGGAUAGAUGCAUAUAAGGAUGACUACCAUGCAGAAGUUGCUCCAGCUCCCGGUUAACGCUGUGAACAUUGUGAAGAGUGUGCAGGGGAGUGUUCAGGGCCAGGAGGAAGCUCUCAGUCCGGUGCUGAGUCCAGACAACAGCCCGCAAAACUGGUACAACGCUGUCCAGCCUGAAGAACUCCGACAUCUGAGAUCAGGAGGAGGAACAGGGGAGUGGACUGAGGAACGAUCCACAUUAGAGGAGGGGCUUACCAGUGUUCAGGCACAACCCCUACGACAUGAUGACCUGAAGGAGAUGCUGGACAGUAACAAAGACUCGCUGAAGCUGGAGGCCAUGAAACGGAUAGUAGCAAUGAUUGCCAGAGGAAAAAACGCAUCCGAUCUCUUCCCUGCGGUGGUGAAGAACGUUGUCUCUAAGAACAUCGAGGUGAAGAAGUUGGUGUAUGUUUAUCUUGUGCGGUACGCUGAAGAACAGCAGGAUCUUGCUUUGUUGUCCAUCUCAACUUUCCAAAGAGGAUUGAAGGAUCCAAACCAGUUGAUCCGUGCGAGUGCCCUGCGUGUUCUUUCCAGCAUCAGAGUGACCAUUAUUGUACCCAUCAUGAUGUUAGCUAUCAAAGAAGCAGCGUCUGACAUGUCUCCAUACGUCCGCAAGACCGCAGCUCAUGCCAUUCCCAAACUCCACAGUCUGGACCCAGAACAAAAAGAUCAGUUAAUCGAAGUUAUAGAGAAGCUAUUGGCGGAUAAAACCACGCUGGUAGCAGGCAGUGUGGUGAUGGCGUUUGAGGAGGUAUGUCCGGACCGCAUUGAUCUGAUCCAUAAGAACUAUCGUAAGUUGUGUAACCUGCUGAUCGAUGUGGAGGAAUGGGGACAGGUGGUCAUCAUUAACAUGCUAACACGCUACGCCAGAACACAGUUUCUCAACCCCAACAUUAACGAGUCUCUGUUAGAGGAGAGUGGUGAGAAGUCGUUCUAUGCAUCUGAUGAUGAGGAGGAUGAAGAUAAGAAGGUUGAGGCAUCUGUUUUAGCUAAGAGGAAGCCGUAUGUGAUGGACCCUGAUCACAGACUCCUGCUGAGAAAUACCAAACCACUGCUGCAGAGUCGCAAUGCUGCUGUGGUGAUGGCAGUAGCUCAGCUUUACUUUCAUUUGGCUCCUAAGGCAGAGGUGGGCGUUAUUGCUAAGGCUUUGGUCAGGUUAAUGCGCAGCCACAGUGAAGUGCAGUAUGUCGUGCUUCAAAAUGUUGCCACGAUGAGCAUCAAGAGACGAGGAAUGUUUGAGCCGUAUCUGAAGAGUUUUUAUAUCCGUUCCACAGACCCCACACAGAUCAAAAUACUGAAGCUGGAAGUUUUGACUAAUUUGGCUAAUGAGACGAACAUCUCCACCAUCCUGAGAGAAUUUCAGACGUAUAUUAAGAGUAUGGAUAAGGACUUUGUAGCGGCCAGCAUUCAGGCCAUUGGUCGCUGUGCCACAAACAUCGGUGAGGUCAGAGACACCUGUCUGAAUGGUCUUGUACAGCUGCUUUCCAACAGAGAUGAAUUAGUUGUAGCUGAAUCGGUGGUUGUGAUCAAGAAACUUCUGCAGAUGCAGCCUGAGCAGCACAGUGACAUCAUCAAACACAUGGCCAAACUCAUCGACAACAUCCAGGUACCGAUGGCCCGAGCGAGCAUUCUGUGGUUGAUCGGAGAGUACUGUGAACAUGUUCCCAAAAUUGCCCCGGAUGUGCUUAGAAAGAUGGCCAAAACCUUCAACAAUGAGGAGGACAUCGUCAAAUUGCAGAUUAUCAACCUGGCUGCCAAACUGUACCUGACGAACUCCAAACAGAGUAAACUCUUAACACAGUACGUACUGAACCUGGCAAAAUAUGACCAAAACUAUGACAUCAGAGAUCGUGCCCGGUUUAUUCGCCAGCUCAUUGUGCCCACCGAUAAGAGUGGCGCUCUCAACAAAUAUGCCAAGAAGCUUUUCCUUGCCCUCAAGCCUGCCCCCGUCCUCGAGUCUCCAUUUAAAGACAGAGAUCAUUUCCAGCUGGGGUCACUGUCUCAUCUGCUGAACGCUAAAGCCGCCGGAUACCAGGAGCUGCCCGACUGGCCCGAAUCGAUGCCUGACCCAUCCGUGCGCAACGUGGAGAUUCCAGAUUGGAGCAAAUGUACAAGCCGGAAAGAUCGAAAAGAAAAGAAAGUCGAGAAACCGUUCUACUCUGAUUCAGAGGGAGAAUCUGGGCCAACCGAAUCUGCUGACAGUGACUCGAACUCGGGCAGCGGGUCGGAAAGUGGUAGCGGCAGUGAAGAAAGCGGUACCGGGUCAGAGAGUGAAGCGAGUGGAGAAGAGACUGAGUCAGAGGAGGAAGAGGACGAUGAGGAGGAGGAAGAGAAGAAAAAAAAGAAGCGAGUUGAAAAGGCCAAACCUAAGAAACCAGUGGAGGAGAGUGCGGAGAGUGAUCAGAGCAGUGGCACGGAGGACAUAAAACGGGUCAGGAAGGCAAUAAAGGACCGGAAGAGUGCCUCGGAGUCUGAGAACGAAUCAGAGAGCAGCGAAUCAGAGGACGUGUCAGAGGAUACAUCAGAGGAGGAGUCAGAGUCUGACUCCGACAUCAGGAAGAAAAAGAUGCCCGCAUCAAAACAGCCUUCCAAACAACCUAAAAAAGAGAGUAAAAAGGAGACGCAGGAAAUGUCUUUGCUGGAUUUGGAUGACUUUAACCCAGGCCCAACAUCUGCUCCGGUGACUCCAGUUAACUUUCUGUCCAAUAGUCUGGUGUCCGAUCUGGAGGGCUUGUCACUGACGGACACUAUUCUGGCACCUACGACCAUGGCUCCAUCUGGUGUGGUGAAGAUGUAUGAACUCCUGCAUCGUAUAACAGGCGAGGGUCUUGCGGUCGAGUACUGUUUCAGUAGGCAGCCCUUCAGUCCAGACCCUAAUAUGGUGGCCGUCCAGAUCCAAUUUACCAACAACACCAACUCAGAGACCAAGAAUCUCCACAUCGAGGAGCCAAGGCUGCAUUCUGGCAUUAGGAUCCAAGAGUUCCCUGAGAUCGAGAUUUUACCAGCAGGUGAAUCAGUUACCGUGGUGAUGGGAAUAGAUUUUUGUGAUUCCACACAAGCAGCAAACUUCCAACUCUGUACUCACACCCGUAAAUUCUUCGUUUCAAUCCAGCCACCUGUCGGGGAGUUAAUGAUGCCAGCGUUUCUCACAGAAAAUGACUUUAAGAAGGAGCAAGGUAAACUGAUGGGGAUGAAUGAAAUCUCAGAGAAGUUGACCCUUGGAGAGAAAUGUGUGAAUGAACACAUCAUCGUUGAGAGAGUCACGGCCACUGCGAACUUGAGCAGAGUGCCAUGCGGUUCUGAUAAAGAGUGCAGAUUUGCAGGUAAAACCGUCAGCAGCGGUAGUCUUGUGCUUGUCACCGUAGCUAAUAAGGAAGGGGGUGGAGCUCAGUUGACCGUGAACUGUGAGAAGAUGGUGAUUGGCACGAUGCUUGUUAAAGAUAUCCUGCAGGCACUGUCGCAGUGACGUCGCCCCCUAAAAUCAACACUCAUGUACUGCUGCUUACCACAUUUAUUUGCAGCUGUGUGUAGAUAUCUCCCCUAUGUAUGGACCAGAUUGUAGCAUCACAAAUCUUAAUCAGUAAUGAAAGAAAUCACAGAAGGUAUAUCAGAACAGCUGCAGCCGCAUCAACCGAAAUAUUAAGGGCCCCAUUUCUGUUUAUUAAAUGUUGCAUGUGUAUCAAACACAGCUGAUCUCCUGUUAGUAUGAUCAGAGGUAUCUUUUAGUCAGGAUAGAUAUUAGUCACAUUACGGCUCAUAAAAAAAUCCUUUGGCCGAAUUAUUGUGCAAACCUUUAUAAAACCACAGUCAGUUUAAACGGGAGCUCUGAAAUCGUGUUUUAGUCAUUUAUAUAUAUAUAUAUUUACAGUGGCCUCCAAAAUUAAAAAUGGAUUAGUAUAAUUGCAUUCAAUAAGUGGCAUUUAUUUUGGUGAAAAGCUCCACACAACAGUAUGAAUUUACUGCCAGAGAUUAUUUGAAUUCUGACUGCCAUCCCAUGUUGUAGCAACCUCACCUACUCUUGUACUAUUUUUUACAAAUAUAUAACAACUGUAUUUUAGCACUUUGGGCUGGUGUAAGCGUUCCUGCUCUGAAAACUCUUCUCUCAUAGAUGUUUUUCAGUGUCUGGAUGAUCUUCAAUAUACUCAGUGAUGCUGUAAGGCACUCAUUUGCAAUUUUUGUCAUUCCUUUUUUUCCCUGCCCCAAUGAUAUUUUAAUAUAAUGUGGAGCAGCUAUUCCUGGUUAAAGCAUUGCUAGUAGUUAGUUUUAGAUUUUUUAUUUAUUUAUUUAUUUUUAAAUAACUUUAUUUUAUGUCAGAGGAAAAGUUUAUUCGAUGCUGUGCUUGUUGGCAUAAAAUUGAUCUUCCUUAACUAGGUUAAAACUCCUGACUCAUUUCUGUGUGACUGUGAGAAUAUCAUGUGUUGUUUGAAUAUUAUAUCUCUAUUUAUUAUAAAGAGUUUUAAAUGUCAAUAAAGGAGAA